UCAACCCGGGUUAUGCGAAAAGCCUCAGCUACUGGACGACCCAUUGUGCCCCUGACCGAGCAGAAGUCACUGGAUAGGGCACUGUCAAGGGGAAAACGAGAUGGAGAAUCUGACGCUUGGGAUAUUGCGCCAGACGGUGCCUCCGCCGGCCGCCAAGGGCGUCAGUUCACUGUUGCCAACGUCGGGAACAAUGGCAAGCUUUUUCUACGACCCUCUGUCCGGCGUGCAAACAAGAGAUAUCCCCAGCCAAAUUUCACCUUUCCCAUAACACCACCUGGAACUGCCGGGCUGGAGGGAGUUUAUCCAGAUAACCUAGACGGACCGCCUAAAUUGACGACGGAUCAUCACGAAGAUCAAUUCACCCCGACGCCGAGGACCUCGAUUAUUCCCCCACAAUACGCCCCCAAUACCAGUGGCUUCGUAUCAACUACGCAACACCGUAGAGCGGUGUCGGAUGGUACGAUCCGCGACUUUAAUUCCCCAACAAGUACCGAUGCGGAUGGGUACAGAAUAGUCAUCACGAAGCCGCCUCACGAGGCCGGUCGGCCCAAAACAGCGGAGAACCCAGCCGAUCUGGAUAUUGGUGGUAUUCCAACACUCAAUAUUAACAUCCCAUCGUGGAAGCUAGGGACGCCUCGGUUUUCUAUUAGAGGUACCCCGAUGCUUAGAGGCUCGUCCUAUGCUGCCACCGAUGAAUACCGAUCUGCCAGUCGCUCAUCCUUGUACCAUUCUUCAGAGAGGAGCCUCGGCGGACCGCUCUCUGGCACCAGGCCAAGACCUAGCCAUCUUGUGAUCCCGAAACUUCGCUUUCCGCGAACCUCACAUGCCUCGUCACAAACCUCAGCUCCCGUGCCACGACCUGUGCCCUCUACAUACGCAUCUGCGCAUCUUGUCAUCAGGCCAGCCAUGUAUGACGAGCUUACAUUCAAGCCCGCCUGUGACGAUAAAUCGAUUGUGCGGUACUCGCCCAACGGAUCUGUAACUGCAGCGACGCCUUCCCGACUUGUUGCCGAGAUCACGUCUCCAAGCUUUCUGGACUACGAACUCAUCUCAGACUUCUUCUUGACCUACAGAUCCUUCCUGGAGCCUCAGAUCCUCCUCCAGAUGCUCAUGGCGAGGCUCGUAUGGGCUUUGGAACGCACUGACGAGGUUGGCAUGAUUGUUCGGGUUCGAACCUUUGUCGCCAUGCGACACUGGAUCCUCAACUACUUUGUAGACGACUUUGUCCUGGAUUAUAAUCUUCGUCUCCUCUUCUGUAUCUUGCUCAACGACUUUGUUGACGAGCUAUCCCACGAUAUGAACCAGAGCAGAGUUCCGCUCAAGAUUUUGGCAGAGCUCAAGAAGUGUUGGCGACGGAUAUGUGCUCAUUAUUGGGAUGGCCCCGAAUUUGACGAUGGCCUAGAACCUCUAGUUCCAAUUGCGCCAGGAGGCAUUGCAGGAUAUAGAGAUCCCGACCUGGAUCCUUCUUUCUGGGAAAUACAGGGAAUGGAUCAGCCACAGUGGCGUGCCGUGGCAGGCAUCCCCCAAGGAUUGAGCGAUGAGACCAACCCAAGUGAAGCUGUCCCCGGGGCGGCCAGCAUCGGAGAAUUCGUCGUGUUGGACGAUCGUCCAGGGACUCCUGAACACCAGAUCAUCACCACCACCACGACCCCAGCAAAUGGCCCGUCUUCGCCUCUUAGUAUAGCAAGCAUGGACAUUGUGUCUUGUUCCUUUCCAAGCAAGAAUGUGAGGUCUCUGAAUCCAAACUCCAGCCAACCUCUUGCAGCUCAUCCCGUGUACUCGACGUCUCCUAUCCUCCCGCCCGGAGCUAUUGCUACUACUCCCAAAGCGCUUGCUGGCAAGCGUGUUCGUCCGGCGCAAAGCCACAAGCGCAAUAACAGCACCACUGAUUCUUUGAGAGACCAUGGCUCCGAUCACUCCUCAUCACACGAUGUCGACCUGCACAUGAUUCUGCAGUCUGCUGGAAACCUUGUUCGAGGCAACAUUCUUCCACCCGGCCAGCCUUUUGUCGAUAUUGAAUCUGAUUCAACCGCUGGUGAUCGCAACAGGCAGACCACCAUCUUCCAGCCUGCGUCUCGCCACGCUACCAAAGAUCGGAUCUUUGGAGUUGCCAUGUCGGGAUCUGGAAUGAAGAAGUUCUUGGGAGGCGUACGUCGUGCACUGAACAAUCGUGGUCAAUGGUCGUCUGGUUCGCAUUCGAGCUUGCCCGCUGUCACUUCUCUCAGUGCUCACAACAUCGCAAUGGACCGAUUGCCCGCAGCGACCAUUAUUGCCCAGACUGGCCACGGCCCAACCAGCACUCGUCCGCCAGUGAGAAUAGAUCUCCUUGGCGCUGAAGUGGCCGAAGAUUUCAAAAGAGCCAUCCGUGAGGAAGAGGAAGCUGCCGAAGCAGAACGAUUUGGUGCACCCCGACCGGCUCCAGCCGCCGUCCAUGGACCUAUGGAUUAUUCCGCCGCACAUAUGGAGUCUACCACAGUUGAUAACUUGCUCCAGGAUAGGGGUCUACGGCCUAUGAGCGAUAUGGGUCUUACCAACGGAAGCAAGUCUAUUGUAAUCAUUGACGACACGGUGCCAGGAUUACGUGACAGAUUGCCCAUGGCCACUUUCGACCCCAAUCCUCCUGUUGUGGGAUUGUCAGCGGGCUCUUUCCUAACUGUCGGCGGCGAUCCAACUCCUCCUACAACGCCGCCCGCGCAGCUGCUCGCCGGAACAAUACGAAGGUCGUCCUAUCUUCUCGAUCAGCUCAUCAGCCCGCCAUCAGAGGAAUCUUUGCCCCCUUUCGUACCAGACAUGGCGACUUUGGGCCGCACCCACAGCGUAGGGCCAUCGGAAGAUGCAAAUCGAUUCUCCACAUCAACAAUGCGCCGCGGUACUCUACGGCAUCCGCCUCUCAGCCGUGGAGCGCUGCAAUUUCAUAAGAGGAACCAGUCUUCAAACACUCAAAAGUCAGACUACUCCUUUAGACGCCAUGCCUCGUUUGGCAGUCAUCUUGAACGACACUCCACAGCUCGAAGCUUUGAUGCCACCACAGACUCGUCCAUGCUCGAUAGAGAAUAUGAAGCUCCUGCCCCUGAGCCUCCCCGUGUGCUUCGCAGGCGUCCUGGUGGGUAUCUAAGAGCUGCUGCUAACGUGGGCGGCAUGGAUAACCAACCUGUGGUGCGGAGAACUCAGUCCGUUGGGUCCUUGACAACUUAUACCGAAUCUGUCAGGAGCUCCUAUCUUCUUGGUACUCACCCAGAGCAGGACGAUGACGAAUGCAGCUUUGCUGGAACGGAAGACCACCCUCGUGGGAGACAGGAGAUAUUUUCUGUUGGCCAGUUGACUGGGAAGCCUCCCAAGCGAAAUUUGUCUCUGUUUAGUACACAUUCGUCCAAGCCCAUCAUGCGUCCCUCGUUUGAGAUUGAAGCUCGAAAAUUGGCGCAGAUACCCGAUGAGGAUGACGGUGGCAUUGAGUCUGCGUUGUUAAAGCUUGAGGGCAGAUACCAACCAAAGCCAAGAUCAUUCGAACGGCUUAACCAAAGGGCUCUGAUUGACGCACAAGAAUUUGGUGCAAGGGCGGCGGCUGUGGCAGAACCCUACAUCAGCCAGGAUGAAAGCCAACACAGCGAAACAAGUGGCAUGGAUAACGAGUAUUACCGGCCACAAGAUCAAGAUUUCUCUGGAGACAAAGGAAAGCAGCCGCUCGAAUUCGAAUACAGCCGGAAUACCAUAACAACCCGGAGCAGGGCGGCUACGCUUGAGGCGCGCUCGUUCUUGAGCGGUGACUCGGACGAGUCAUAUUGCUCAAUACCUCUACUUGAACGGGGCUUAACAGAUGAUGGUCGAAGCAUAAAGGGAGCCUCUGAAUGGACUGACCGGUCCGUUCUUCGAGGCUCAUCAGACGAUGACGCUGUAGCUUCGGAUAUUCCCAUAGCUCUGCACAUCUCCAAGCCGCAUCUUUCUUAUGACUUUGUCGAAAAGACAGAAAGCAUUGAGAGGAUACAGCCUGGCACGACAAUUCCUGCGCCAGCCGAUGAUCGAACUUUCUUGGAAGACGCUAGCAUUGGUGGCUCAGAUCUUUCUUCCGAGCUUACUCCCUCUGAAGACGAAGAUGCGGGUGACCUAGGCAAGAGAGCGGGCGUAUUUUCUGUCUCAUCCCAACCACAUCCGUUCGGAGAUCCUAUUGCUACGCCUCGAUCAGAUUCUUCUUCUGCCCCCAUGACGCUCGCCCAGGCUUUAGCCAUGAGUCCAAUAAUGAUGAGUCCGGUGAUGAUGAACAUGGAGAGAACUCUGGAUCCCGAUCAAGUUUGGAUCAGCAAACCCCUUCCUCUCACCCCAGACAGAUUCCAAGACUCUCCCUACAUGGCUGGACCCAAGCAUGUCCUAGAGACCCCGCGGGCUAAUACCACCGAAGCUCUUCAUUCGGUACCUGAGACAGAAGUGCCCAACACCCUCAAAUAUUCGAUUCAUUUGCCAUUCAUUCUGGCGUUUGACUCUGAUACCUUGGCUCAGCAAUUCACUCUUAUAGAGAAAGAUGCACUGAACGAUAUUGACUGGAGAGAGUUGAUCGACAUGAAUUGGAAGAAUGCUACUAGCAACGAUUCUCGCUCGUGGGUUGACUUUUUGAGAAAGACUAAUGCUCACGGUGUUGAAGUUGUUAUUGCUCGAUUCAAUAUCAUGGUCAAGUGGGCGAUUUCUGAGAUUGUUCUUACUCAACACGUUGAAGAAAGGGCUCGAUGCAUCAUCAAACUCAUUCACAUUGCAGCACAUUGUCGACGCUAUCGCAAUUUCGCUACUCUGGCGCAGCUUACCAUCGCCUUGUCUAGUGCCGAGGUCUCGCGUCUAUCCAAGACUUGGGACCUGGUUCCAGUCAAAGACCAAAACACGCUGAGCGAGAUGGAGGCCCUUGUUACACCUUCGCGAAACUUUUACAGCCUCAGAGCGGAAAUGGAGAGCGGUUCUGAUGGAGGAUGCAUUCCGUUCGUCGGCAUCUACACGCAUGACCUGCUAUUUAAUGCACAGCGCGCUUCUGAAAUAGCCAGCUCACCCACCACUCCUCCAUUGGUCAACUUUGAAAGAUGUCGCAUUGGAGCAGCCGUGGUCAAGACAAUGCUGCGACUAUUGGAAGCCAGCACUCGAUACACUUUCCAACCAAUUGAGGGCAUAACAGAGCGAUGUCUCUGGAUGGGCGCAUUAAGCGACGAAGAGAUCCAACGACGCUCCAAGACGUUGGAAUAGGCGAAACCUUUUGAUUUUUCCACGUUGCUCAGCCAAUUGAUC
Trichoderma atroviride IMI 206040 is the source of this 5259-nucleotide messenger RNA. The record is from RefSeq and is a predicted model, not a curated record. NCBI's taxonomy places the organism in Eukaryota, Fungi, Ascomycota, Sordariomycetes, Hypocreales, Hypocreaceae.